AUGUUAAGCAAAAAUGGAUACACAGCUUUACAUUAUGCUGCUGAGUAUGGAUAUAUUGAUGUAACAAAAUGGUUAAUAGAUCGAGGAUGCAGUCCUUGGAAGAAAACAAACGAGGGGAGUCAGACUCCUUAUGAUUUGGCAAAAAAUAGAGUCUAUGACUCCAUGGACUCUGAAGAUAAAAGGAAGCAGAAAGAAGUGAUGAACUUCCUAAAGACUGUCAUGUCAGAGAAAUCUUCAGUUGUGACUACUCAUAUAGGGAUAGAAGAUGAGGUUCCAACUGAAAUACAAUUAAUGACAGACAAAAGAUCUGUUGAAUUGUACCUUAAAUUACUUCAGUCAGGAUCUGAAAAAAAGAGAGACAUACGUUUAGUAAUUGUUGGAAAAAAGGGUGCUGGAAAGACUUCAUUGAUUAAAAAAUUGUUUGGUGAAGAUAUUACAGAUGUUACCAGUACAAAUGGAAUAGAAAUCCGCACAAUAAAAUGCAAGGCAAUGUCUGAUGAUGGCGUGUGGAAUAAAUUAGAUGGAACCAAUGAAGAAGCUGAAAUUAACGCAAGACUAUUGAAACAAUACAAAGUAACAAUUGAAGAGUCAGUAGAAGACGAAUCAAUGGUAUCAGAGACAGUAUCGGGGCAGUCUGAAAUACCUUCAGUAUACAGUGAAUCUAUAGUUAAACCUCAUGUAUCCACUGAAUCUACAAUUAAACUUCCAGUAACCAAUCAGCAGCCAAAUCAAUCAAUAGAAGAAACUAGAAAGGAUAUUGAAACCAUGCUUAAAUCUAAUGUUGAUUUACACGACAAAGAAGGGUAUGCUACAUUGUUGUUAUGGGAUUUUGCAGGAGAUGAAGAAUUUUACCACACACAUCAAACAUUUUUGUCACCAGAUGCAAUUUAUCUUGUUGUUACAAAACUCAAUGAGGCUGACGACAAAGAAGCAAAAGAUUUAUUCCAAUUGUGGAUGGAUUCAAUACACUGUUACAGUAGAUUGGAAGAGGACAGAAAUAUAUCUGAUGUCAACAUGAGAAUAUCAGAUGAUCUUGAUCCACCGAUAGUUAUUGUUGGCACUUGGAAAGAUGCCUUGAUCUGUGAUGUAGAAGAGCUUAAUGAUGCAUGCAAAGAAAAUAUUUUAAAGUAUGUAGGGAAUAUCUCAGACGAUGAACUAGGACAUAUCAGGCAAGAAUACUUCAUUUCCAAUACAGAAGAUCAUCCCAGUGUAUUCCAGCAAAUACGGGAAAACAUCCUAAAUUUAGCAAGAACAAUGAGAACAUGGAAUACAGAUUAUCCUUUAAAAUUUAUUCAGCUUGAAAAACGACUUCAAGAAAAGAAGAAGGUGUUACCUAUUAUUUCCUUUCAAGAAAUUCAGAAUAUUGCGAUUGAUACUCCUCAGCCACUUAAUGAUGAAGAACUUAGAUUGUUCCUGGAAUUUCACCAUGAGAUCAGAGCCUUAGUUUAUUUCAAUGAUCUUCCUUCUUAUAUUAUUUUAGACACACAGUGGUUGUCUGAUGUUUUUAGAUGUAUUGUCACGGCCAAACAAUUUAGUGCUAUUAGUUUAAAAAAUACAAACAAAUGGAAAGAAUUGUAUAGUAGAGGCAAAUUGCAUAGCGCGGUUUUAGACGACAUAUUUAGAAAAAGUGAAAGCAUUUUUUCCAAACACAAGGUUCAUAUCCUGAAUGUUAUGGAGAAAUUUGAUAUCAUUAUACGUCCUAACACAUCGGAAACGCAAAGAAAUGCUGGUGAUGACAUACCUCUCUAUUAUCUACCUUGUAUGAUUAAAUCAGAACCCGAAUGUGAUAUAUACGAAAUGUUUAAUGUGACGGAAAACGUAUGUACUAAGUCUACCUGGUUAUGUUAUAUGUUUAGGUUUCUACCACCUCAUUUAAUGAAUCAUAUAAUUGCGUCACUGUGCAGGAAAUAUAACGUUGCAGAAGUUGUCACUAAGGAACAGAAAAGACAAAUUACUCUUUUCAGAAGCUCGGCUGUCUUUGAGUUACAGAAAACGACAAAAUUGAGAAAAUUACUUAUUAUGAAAGGUCCAAAUAUUAUUCAAAUUCAGAUUUGGCAGUUUGGUAAGCAAGUUGAAAGAGGUUCGUUCAAAUACAUUGCAGACUUUGUGACAGGGGAAAUAAUCAAGUUAAUAAGUACAAGAUUCAAGAUGUCCAAUGUAAUAUUUGAGUUGAAGUGGGAAUGUGGCCAAACAAAACCAGAGUGUGUGACAGGAUCAUUUGAUUUUAGUGAAGAUCAGGAAAUAAAAGAAUAUUAUUGUGAGACAUGUACUACUACACACACAUUCACUGGUGAAUGGUCAUCUGAUAGUUCUGAAAAUGUUCCCAGAUCUAAUCUUUAUACAGAAAGCUCAAGUCAAACCCAAACUACAGUUCAAUCCACCAAGGUACGUGUCCGUGUACAAGCUGGUGAGAGAGUGUUUUCGAAUGUCAAUGAAUUGGCAACAGGAACAGCCAUUUCGGCAGGGUUCACAGAAGAGGAAAUUAAUUUUACAAAGAUGGGAAUGAUAGCAUUGAAUAUUUUUGCUGACGUUUUAUAUGAUUUAUUAAAACCAGAUAAACCGCAUCUACGUCAAAGGUGUGAUUGUGAUAUAACAUACUUAUACAGUGAGCACAGGAAACUUAAUAAACAUGUUCCAAGUAAUUCAAACCACCGACGGUGUCCUCCUGGACCAUGGGGAGGAUGUUGGCAAGAUUUUAAGAAUACGGACAUAGCUAUUGGAGAUGAUAUUGAGCGCAUUAGACUUACAAGAAACGAAUUACAACAUUCUCAGAUAUUUAAACUUGACGAAAUACGUUUCAAUGAAUUAAGUAAUAUAUCAAGUGACCUUUUAAAAAGAUUUGAUCGCCAUAUCACACCAACAAGGCUGUAUACAGAUCAUCUGAAGGACAUUCUGGCUAAAACUAUUUCUGGAGAGGAAGUGAAAUCAAUUGAAAAAGAAAUAUUAGGGAUGAAGAUUGAAGUUGAAAUUGUGCACUAAAUCAAUGUUCAACCACAAUAGAGAAACAUAUCAUAAGAAGUACACAGUCUACCCAAAGUAACAUAUUUGAAGUCGAUCAUCUAUUAUAGAAACAUAAAUCUGUCAAAUGCAGGUUGAAACUAUCUAUUCAUAUAACUAUAGACAGCAAGAUGAAGAAUGUGUACCAAGUGGAAAAUAUUGGACUAAAAUUAAAGAUUUGACCAAUAUGUGACUGUAUAAUUACUGGGUAUUUUCAAAAAUAUUCACAUGCAGCAAAUACUGUUAUAUUAAUAUUGCUGAUAACAUACUACUCAUAUAACCGCUAUUUACAUGCAUAGUUAAAUAUGUGUGAAACUUUAUAAACUUGUAUCUAUAAGUAUUUUUACAGUGAAAUCAAGAAAACUUGUAUAGUGAGGUAACAAAUAUAAGACAAAACAGGAAAGCAUUUUCUCUCUCUUUUUCAGGAGAAAGAUAUAAGAAAUAUUUGUCCAUAACUGAGGUGUUGAUGCUAUAUAUAUACAUUCACAGCUUUAUUAUCUAGGCACCCCCUUAUGGCUGGAAUAUUGUUUUGUUAUGUGUUUAUCCCAGAUUUUUUUUUUACAUAUACACACUGUCUUAUUUCAUUCAUAAUAAAAAGAAAAUCAAAAAUAUAUAGGUAGUUGUUUGAUAGUCUUAGUAAUCCAAUGUAUUGCUUGAAAUAUUUGCCACUUAUUUUUUUAUUUUUUUACCAAAAUGAAAACAAGCAAUAAACCAUGAAGAGACAAAUCUAUUGCAAUGUGUGCGUGUUGACUGUUUGAAAGAGUGUAAGUUUAUGAUAACACAUAUGAUGUUACACAGAUACUUUUAAUCGGUUGGACCUCUUUUUACUUUACCAUGGAUAUAGUGAACUAUGUCAGUUUUUCAAAUGAAGUUCGUUGUUGUUUGCAGAAGAAAAGCAAUCAACUAUACCGCUGUUCGAAAGUCAUAAAUUAAUUGAGAGAAAAAAUAAAUUCAGGUUGACAAACUUAAACUGAAGGAAAUACAUCAAAUAUAACAGGAGAACUACGACACCACACUAAAAUGUAACACACGCUGAAACGAACUAUAAUAUAACAAUUGCCAAAGUAUGCAAUCAGAAUUAACCAGAAUAAAACAAUGUCUGGUCAUCAUGUGCUUGGGAUCAAUUGAAAUAACAAUUAUCAGACAAUAUCUGAUUAUAAUGUUCUAGAGAUCAAUCGGAAAUCACUAUUAUCAGACAAUGCUUGGUAAUCAUGUUUUCGGGAUCAAUCAGAAAUCACCAUUAUCAGACAGUUUAUUGUUAGCUUGACUUUUUGUCCUCCAGAUCAAUCGUCAAUCUCCUGUAUCAAUUAUUACCUGGUGAUCGUGUUCUCGAAAUCAAUCGGAAAUCAUCUUUAUCCUUUAAGCAUCUGCCCUUGGUAACUCCUGCAUAUGAACACCAAUACUAUUUGUUCAGAUGCAUCAGCCACUAGAAAGGACUUUACUCAAAAACUAUUUUUAUAAUGGAUAUGAUGCUGCUUCUGGUGCAUGGUCAAUUAACACAAAACAUAAUGGUUUAUGGACUCCAUAUCUUAUUCACUCAAUUCAUAUUUCAUGU
Molecule: messenger RNA, 4552 nt
Organism: Mytilus trossulus (common blue mussel)
Lineage: Eukaryota; Metazoa; Mollusca; Bivalvia; Mytilida; Mytilidae
Exons: 12
Coding region: 1-2979 (992 amino acids)
Molecular function (GO): GTPase activity; protein binding; GTP binding
Source: RefSeq, a predicted model, not a curated record